Molecule: messenger RNA, 8607 nt
Organism: Colias croceus (clouded yellow)
Lineage: Eukaryota; Metazoa; Arthropoda; Insecta; Lepidoptera; Pieridae
Product: small subunit processome component 20 homolog
Exons: 14
Coding region: 106-8376 (2756 amino acids)
Cellular component (GO): 90S preribosome; small-subunit processome; nucleolus
Source: RefSeq, a predicted model, not a curated record
AUAUCUGUCAAACACAUGUGCUGUGCACCAAAAAACGUAAACAAGCCCUGUACGACAGGCCGUAAUGUUUUUGAUAUUCACAAUUAUAAACUCAUAUAAUUCACAAUGAAGAGCAAACCAGUAAAACAUAAAACUACGAACACAUUUCGGUUUGUGCCAUUUGCGGAGCGAAUAAAUGGUAUCGACAUUCGGCAUGCUGCUCUCUACCACAUUGAGCAUUCAUACUCUAGUCAACCGGGAGAGAAUGAUACACAUUUCCACUUGGCCAUCCAGAAAUGGCAUGCGCUCAAUUUGACGGAGAAUUUCAAGAAAUUCAAGAAAGAAGUCUUUGGCGUUGUGACAGUGGCACAGUUGAUUCAUAGAAAGGAGGAAGUACUAGAUUUGUUGGAAAAGUUUUUGAAAUUGGAAGACCAGUUGUGCCUACAACCAUUAUUAGAAAUACUGGUGUCAGUUGCGAAGGAUUUAAGAAAUGAUUUCUACCCACACUUUCCUAAAUUCCUGGAUAUACUUAUAAAGUUAUUGGACACAAAAGAUGCAGAGAGACUGGAAUGGACACUUAUAUGUUUAGCUUUUCUAUUCAAGAUAUUAAAGCCAUAUUUAAAGAAGGAUCUUGGUGUGGUCCUACCGAGAAUAAUACCUCUUUUGAGUGAAAAUAAACCGCAGUACAUAAAUAAUUUUGCUGCUGAAAGUUUUGCAUUUGUUGCCAGGGAUAUAAGGGAUAAGAAGAAGUUUGUGGAAUCUCUACUUAGUUAUUUGAAGGAUAAUGAUGAUGCUAUCACAGGAUGCGGUCAUUUGCUCUUUGAGAUAUUAAGAGGUGUGAGCAAUAAAUUCCACAGCUGUAUUGAUACUUUUCUACCUCUGCUAUUUGAUCAACUCAAAGAGAACAAGACGCACCAAGAAAUUCUAUUUAAAGUACUCACACAGACAGUGGAAGAUAGCUUACAAGGAAUUUCACAUAAAGAGUUCACAUUCUUUUGGGAUAACAUUGUGAAAUAUACAGAGGAAAUUGCUAAGGAAGAUGGCAAUAAAGGAUUGGAGUACAUACUCAGAUUGUCAGGACAAGUCAUUGAACAUCAACAUGGAAAAUAUCUGUCCAAUCCACAGCAGCAUACUGUUAUGUUGGUAAAAGUUAUUUGUGAACAAUCAUCGGAGACUGUUCUAAAAGUUUGCGCUCAAAUUGGAGCAUUAUUACUUCUAUCCUCAAAUAUUACACUGUCGCAAGAACAUGCUGGCAUCCUUGUUAAAGUACUACUGCCUUUACCGUUUCCAAAUAUUCUAAUUGAUUUCGUACAAAAUGUCAUCAGUUACUCACAGUUUGAUAUGCACAUAUUGCCCCAUUUUCUGAACUUUGUAAUUCAAUCCGAAUUUGACAAUGAAGCAAUGUCGACAUUAACGAAAAUAUGUUUGAGAAAAUCACCUUUAUCCAAGAACGGUUUGAAACUUUUUGAAUGGGUGAAAUAUCCACUGGAUUUCGGAAAAGGGUUGCCAUUAAUAAUGGAACACUUCAAAAAUGUUUUAAAUGAAGAUUUGGAGGAAAUAGUUGAGAAUCCAUCUAAGUUAAUGAAUGUACUGUUUUGCAUGCCGCAUAUAGAGCGACUUGAUGUUGACAUGUGUAUUGAAUUACUUCGAGAAUUAACAAAAAAACUUCUGAACACACUAUCCAUGUAUAAUCUGGAAUAUCAAAAUGAAAAUAAAUAUAUCUGUGAUACAACUGCAUUAUCAAUAUGUGCAAGAAAAAUAAUGUUCAUACUUGCUACUACAUUGGAAUGUGCGAUACAUAUAUCUAGCUGUAAACGCUUGAAGGAAAUAUGUGAUAUAGAUGUUCUGUUGCCAGUUAUAGUUCCCUGUGCAGCAGAUCCAAACUAUUUAGUAGCAUUGCAAUUAUUAGAUUUGUAUUUAACAGCUUAUGAGUAUGAGAACAGCCUGACAUAUCCAUUUUUGUCAUUGAUUGAUUCUUAUUUAAGAUCUAAUGUGUCUUCUCCAUUUCAUAUUGUGAGAUUAUUAACAACACACAUAUACAAAUUAUUCGAAAAUGUUGAAGAAUUAAAUAAAACACUACAAGUUGGUGGGGAAGUUGAAAGAUUUUCAAUUUUCAGUAAAUGUUACGCAGUGGAAUCCAUUACUCCUUCUAUACAAGAAUACAGGGCUCAAAUAAGCACAUUGCAAAAAAUGGCGUUCAACACAACACAGUAUGAAUUGGCGAAAGACACAGAUUUUCAUCUGUAUGCUCUACAUUAUAUGUUAGGUAUUUUAUAUGCCAAUUUCAAGCUACUCUGGGAACCAGUUGUAGAAUUUAUAGCAGGUUAUGGCAAUGGUCUCGUAAUUGAUGUCUUUUGGCCAACCUUCUAUAAGGCUCUAGAAAAUUCUUUCACUAACGCCAAGUGCAACAUCAAAAAUUUCAAAUAUGAUAACGAAAUUGAAGGAAAUAGUGUACUCCUUAAAGAUUUAUAUGCUGAAUACAAUAAUAUCCCAGAAAGGCCUGAUCUUUUCAAUUACAGAAAUUUGAUCUUAAAAAUAAUGACAUUUUGUAUUCAUGUUUGUGAGGCUAAAAAUAGGGAUGUUGUUACUCUUUUCCUGAAAUUCAUAGAUGAAGAGUAUAGGCAAAAUAGUAAUAUGAAUGCACUGACAAUAGAUGUUGAAAAACAUGAUAACGAAGCUAACAGUGCAAUGGAAGUCGAUAAUCCCGAACAGAAUGUUGAUAACCUUGAAAUUCCUGAAGAACAAGAAAAGGAUACUGUAUCAGGAAAAAUUAUAUUCAAAACCCUUAUAAAUAUAAUGCAAGUUCUUUCACAGUUUAAAAACCCUAGAGCACUCCAUAAGGAACCAGUUUUUUGGGAACUCUAUAUGGAGUUUUUAAAACAUAAAAAUCCUGGUCUCCAGAAAUAUGCAUUGGACUGUGUUUUGAAUUAUAAAAAUAAAAGUGUGGUUGCAUACAAAACAAAUCUACACAAUUUAGUUGAUGAAAACAAGUUUAAAGAUGAACUUGCACAAUUUAAAAUAACAGAAGAUUCAGAGGCUAUUCAUGUUGAAGAUAGAGAACAUGUUGUUCCUAUAAUACUAAGAAUUUUAUAUGGAAAAAUGACUUCAAAACUUGGAGCAGACAAAAAAGGAGGAGGGCAAACUAGACGAUCUUUAGUGAUGAGAUAUUUGAGUGGUUGUAAAGAAAAUGAAUUGAAAAUAUUCAUUGAAAUGGCAUUCACACACUUCAAGGACAAUAUGAAGUUAGAACCAAAGGAAAUAUUGUAUAAUAUAACUAAUAAUAUAGACUUAAAAGCAGUUACGAGCCCUGGAAAAAUACAUAGUGUAUUAAACUUAUUUGAUGUAGUAAGAGAGUAUUUUGGCGGAUGUAUGAAAGAUAGCUUACUAUCUCACUUUAUGAAAAUAUUUUAUGCUGUCUGUUCACACGUAGCCGCCGUUCUAUAUCGUGUUGAAAAAGUGCACGUGAGUUAUGUGAAAGUAAUGAAAAAUCUUAGGACCAUUGCUCUGUCAAUACUGGGAAAAGUUUUUGAUCAGUUUGACAAAUAUACGUGGAGUAAGGAUGAAUUGUAUGUCAUAUACGAAACUUUAAUAUGGCCAGUACUUCCUAGAUUGCACAUUGAGGGUAUUUACAGCCCAACAGUUCUUCUAAAGCUAUUCAAUACUUGGUGCCUCAAUCCAAGAUACUAUAUUUUACUUAUAACAUGUUCCGAAAAUAAUGCUUCCCUAAGUCCUUUACCUGAAAUAUUUAAACUUCUGCUAGCACCAAAAACUACGCCCGGUGUUGUUAACAUGAUACUUGAUAUGGUCGAAAAAUUAUUGACCUUAACCGAAGAUGAAGAAAAAGAAGUUCCAGAUUUAGAAUCGUUUAAUGUUUUAGAAGUAAAAUCUGAUAGAACUGAUAUCAAUUUUGGCAGUAAAAUUUUAAUACCUCACUUGCCCAGUAUUUUGGAAGUCAUGAAGAGAAGAGUUGCAAAUUCAGCAAAGUCGAAUACUGUGAAUAAAAGAGAUCUUUUAAUACUUUCACGUGUUACGGAGAUGGUUACGACACCCGAGAUGUGCGACGAUUUAUUGAAUCUCCUGCUUCCUAUACUUGUUAAAAAAGUUUGCAUGAAUAUGGCUGAAGAAAACAUGGAACAUGCAGUAAAUACUAUUAUAAACCUUCUUGGACAUAGUUCUAAUCCACAGCUUUACAUGAAGAAUAUUGCUGUUCUCUUUAAUAAGAUUACUUUAGUUGAAGUUAGAAAGUUAUUGAUUAAACUGUUGUUUUCUAUGUGCAAAAAUGAAUCCGCUAAUAAAGAAGCGUUAACGAAAAUAGCUAAUGUUGUUAGUGAAAUGAAUGCUUUCAAUAAAAGGUGGAUAGACCAACCUGAUUUUGACAAAAGAAUAGAUGCAUACAAGACGAUUUAUCAAAUGUUGGAUAAUAAUGAGAUUGAUAUUGAUUUGGCUAUUUUAAUCGUUAACAAUUGUUUCUUCUUCAUCCGCACAGAGAAAGACAUCGGUUUACGCGAUAGUGCAGGAUUAUGCUUAAAGAAAAUACUCCCGAAAUUGUUGAUGAAGUACAGAUCAACUAAUGAAGGACAAUUUUUCGUUCGAGACACUGUGCUCUCACUUAUAUCAACUGGUAUUCGCGAUAAGAAAAAUGAUAUUUUGCGAAAUGAGAGCCUAACAAUAUUGGGAGAAUUAGUACGGGAAUGUCCUGAUGCAGAUGUAGUACUAUCCGAUUUAGCUCCUUUAGCUAGCAAAGAAGAUAUGGAAGUUGACUUCUUCGAAAAUUCUUGCCAUCUCCAGUUGCAUAGACGUGUGCGAGCGCUUCUUAAGUUCUGUAAAGUAGCAAGAAAAAUAACAAAAUGUCCAACACCAAGGACUCUCACUAAUUUCAUAUUACCUUUGGCAUCUAUGUACAUAUGUGACGACAAUUAUUCGGAUAAGAACACGUUAAUUGAUGCUUGUAUUGAAGUUAUAUCCACAUGCUGUAGGUUGCUACCGUGGUAUCAUUACGAAGUGAUCUUGAAGUUGUAUUUGAAUAAAAUGAGACACUCGACAGAGCACCAAAAACAACUAACGCGUAUCAUAGUUGGAGUUAUUGAUGCGUUCCAUUUCGAUUUCUCUAAAGUUAAAAAUAUCGAAUUACCAAAAUCGUUAAUGAAUAGUAUUAAAAUUGAUAAAAAUAAGAAGGUAGAUAAAGUUGAGGAGGAAAAAGGUCAAGAGUCAGAAGAUGAACAGGAAAGUAAAGAAAAGGAAUCGUUAGAGGAAGAUCAGGAAAGUAAAGAAAAGGAAUCGUUAGAGGAAGAUUUAAUCACAGAAGUCGGUGAUGAGAAAGACGAAGAAGAAUCGAAAGAAGUGUCUAGUUCACCGGCCUUUGAAAGAAUUACUAGUGUUUCGCCUUCUGUGGCUAAUAGGAUAAUCAAAUCAUUAACAGCUGGGUUAUUACCUCAAUUAAAUAGAGCAAUAGGCAAACUGACGGAACACGAAGAGUCGCACAAAGUGAACCGUCGUCGUACCGGAUUGAUCCGUCAAGAGGAGGACAUGUUGCGAGUACCUAUAGCUCUCGCUUUGGUCAAGUUAUUGCAACGCUUGCCAGGAGACUUCUUGAAAUAUCAGUUACCUGGGAUUAUAAUAAAGUUAUGUUCGUUCCUAAAAUCACCACUAAAACAAGUAAGGAUAGCAGCGCGCGAUAUCGUUAAGAAAGUGAUGAUAACAGUCGGUACUCCAUAUCUUGGCGUGUUCUUUGAACAUUUAACUCUACUACUGACCAGGGGUUUCCAAGUCCACGUACUUGUAUCCACAAUCCACACUGUGCUAGAUGCUUUAAAAUCUGACUUCAAACCAGACGAUAUAGAUCAAAAUCUCGAAUAUAUUCUUGAUGUAUGCAUAAAUGAUUUAUUUGGCCAAUUAUCUGAAGAAAAGGAAGUGGAGAAAUUACACUACAAAACUCCAGAAGCAAAACCAAGCAAGAAAAGUUACGUGACACUCAUGAUUGUGUCUCAGAAUAUUACAGAGAAAUGUUUAAUCAACCUCCUCUUACCGUUUAAAGAGGUCUUACAGAAUCACCACUCGAAGAAAGUAGUUCUGAAAGUACAAGAUGCCUUAAUGCAUAUAUCAAGUGGUUUAGUUACGAAUAAAUUUAUCGAUAUCGAAUCUCUUUUCAUAUUCCUUCACGGAAUCGCAUCAGAGAGCAUUCCAGAAUUUGUUUUGAGUGCUCCUAAACGAGUUCUUACUGAAGACCAGAAAGAAAAGAUGCUUAGAGCGAAACCGGAUUGUUUCAUUAUACCAGAAACACCAAAAAGGAAUAAGGAGUCACAAGCUCGACACGUCAAAACGUCUGCUAAAGCGAACGCUCAUGUUCUAGUGGAAUUCAGUUUAAACAUACUUUACAUUAUUUUGAAGAGGGAAAAAGUGCCUAGAAUGGAUUGUAAGGCAUUCGUGGAUCCUCUUAUACCGUUGCUAGUGGAUGCGAUACAAAGUGACCAUAUUAAAGUUAUAACUGUAGCGCUAAAAUGUAUAGCGGCGUUGUGGACGAUCAGAAUUAGCACGCCGACGUUAGAAGAAAUGGUCGAAAGUAUUGUGAAGACGAUAUUCUCGAUAUUACAUAAAUACGCGACUUUUGAGAUCAGCAAACAGAAUGAUAAUUAUCAUCUUGUUAGGACCGCUUUUAAGGCUGUAACAGUACUUGUAAGAAAUGUUAAAUACUAUACUUUAGAAGCAGAUCAACUUAAAACAUUGCUUUUAUAUGCUGAAGAAGAUUGUCAAAACGAUGAAAGACAGACGAACUCAUUUUCCUUGUUAAAAGCUAUAUUGGAUGCAAAAUUAGUUUCUACUGAGUUACACGAAGUUAUGCAAAAGAUAUCGAAGAUUUGUAUUUUAAGUGAAUCUGCAAGAUCCAGAGACGAAGCUCGCGGUAUUUUCGUAACAUAUCUAACGAAUUAUUCACCGGGAAGGCGAAUGGAGAAAUUCAUACAGUUCUUCAUGUCUCAACUGAACUAUGAGCUGCAGCAUGGGCGGGAAUCGUCGCUUAAGUUCAUUGAAAUGAUCGUGAGGAAAUUUGAACCGGCAUUCCUCUCCAAGCACAGCGAUUACAUGCUACUAGCGCUGGGAGCCAGCAUGCUGAACGACAGCGCGGCGGAGUGUCGCAGCGCUGCGGCCGCGUGUAUAGAGGUGAUGCUGACCAGACUCUCAGCCGCUGAUAGGAACAAGCUGUUUGAUAUGGUGCUCAAGUUCUUUGAAGAUACAAAGCCUGUACACUUCGAAUUAGCAGCACAGUUAGCAAUUCGGUUUGUUAACGUUGAGCAAGAAAACUUUAAAACCCGUAUUGAAACCCUCCUUCCCGUACUCAGUGGAAAAAUAUUACUUCUCAGCAACGAUAUUACUGAAGGCCGCUUUGUUAAAAUACGCCUCGACGACACUGAAAAAUCGGACGAAGAUAAACAGAAAGAAAAAGACCACAGCCUAAUACAAAUUCUGAAUUUAAUAGAUGCUAUUGCAACGCACUGUGUUGCCACUUUGAAAAAUAAGAAUUAUAAUUCCGAUUACGAUGAUAUAGGGCAACACUGUCAAGCGUUAUUGGCGUAUCCUCAUGCGUGGGUUAGAUUGCGAGCGGCGAAAAUUUUGGGGCAUAUUCUGAAUAGUGUAAAUGUUGAAGACUUAGAGAAUAAAGGUGAAAGUGACAGAGGGUUUAUUUAUUAUGACACGGAGGAUGCUUUGCGUAGCCUCGUGUUGGAUUUGUGCGCGCAGUAUACACCUAAUGUUGGAAAGGAUAUGGCUGAUCAGGUGACUGAGGUAUUAUUCCUCAUACUAAAGCUAGUGCAUUCAAUGCCUAGCUUCAAAUUGACAAAUAAAGUAGAAAGUGACGAAGUCGACACGGAAAAAGCUAAAGUGAAUAUAAGAUGGAUCCUGUUUAAAUUACGGAAAGGAGUCAAUGCUGAAGUGGCUAGAGCGCCUACUUGUAUGAAUAUUAGGUCCGCCAUUUUUACAAUGUGGAUCCACUUCAUAAGUAUCCUUGAACCAGAGGAUAUUAACAGAAUAAUAGACGUAAUGUUACCGCCGGUUGUUCGAGAACUUUCCACAGGUGACGCGAUGUCACCGUCUAGCGUCGCUAAACAACUCGCGGGAAGAAUUGGGAAAAAGUUGAGAAGGAAAAUCGGAGAUAUUGAAUAUAGCAAGCUUGCUGCGGAAGUACAAACUAAAUUGAAUAUUAAGAGGGCUGAGAGGAAGAAGAUCUUAUUACAAGAAAAAGUCAGUAAUCCAGAGAAAGCAGCGAAACGAAAACUUCAAUUACGCGAAAAGAAGAAGCAAGCAAAGAAAAUUAAACUAGAAAUGUUACACGGAAAGAGACCGAAAACGAGGAAAAGGAAAGCCGAAGAUAUUGAUAUUGAGGACCAAUUACUGCAGGACGAUUAACUUUUUUACAAUAAAUAUUAAUUUUUAAUUUAAUCUCUUUAUUUUAAUUCGUCCAAGUUGAACUGAAAGUGUUGAAUAUAAAUGUGUUUUAUCGUAAAAAGUAUUCAUCAUUAAAAUUUGAAAAUAUCGAAAUUCCUCAGAUCCAAUGUCUAGGCUCUUAGUUCUGUGAACUAUUUUGUAUAUUAUCCUGUAAAUAUUGUUAUAGUUGAAAAUAAAUGAAUUUCAUAUUAA